AUGAGCAAUAAUUAGGAAGAUUAUGACCAGCUAGAAGAUCCUUAUGCCAUUUUGAAUGUACCAAUAGAUGCAGAUUAAAAGCAAAUAAAAGAGAAGUAUUACGAAUAUUCAAGAGUAUUUCAUCCAGAUAAGUAGCAACCCCAUCUUUAUUUAGAAUCUAGAUCAUAAUUUGAGCAAAUAGAUAAAGCUUAUAAAGCAAUUUCUAAUCCUUUUUUAAAGCUUAUAUAUGAUAAUUAUGGCUAUCCAGGAGUCGUUAUCUGUAACGAGCAUUCUAAUAAAUUCAUUGACUUAGAAGAAUAGUACGUUUAAACAUACGAGCAGAGAUUAAACCAUAAGCACGAAUACAAGCUAAGAUUGCAAGAAUUAAAAAAAGAAAUUUUACAGAGAAUGAACCAUUUAUAUGAUUUGUAUAGAGAAGAGAGAAGCUACAUAAAUUGCUAUAGAAAUAUUUAAAUUAAUGCAGAUUUUAGUGCUAUUUAAUUUAUACAAAAUGCUCAUCCUAAUAAUCCAAACUAAUCUAAACAGCUAAUUCUAACGAGACUGAGUUUCAUUCCUAUGCUUUACCUUCCAGAAAUUAAAAAAUAUCAAAUUUAGCAAGAAUUAGGUUUUUCUGCAAGUGCAGCUGGUAUUUUUGGGUAGUAACAAGAUUUUAAUGGUGGCUUUUUGUAUAAACUUUCUAAAAAAUUACCUUAAGAAAUGAAAUAUUUAGGAGGAAGUGACAUAAGAGGCAGCUUUUUCCACUCUUAUAAAUCUACUGAAGGAUCUCUUGAAUUAGCUACAACUCCAUAUAAAGAUUUGAAUAUAACUUUUAGUGGAAGAGUUGGUUAAUUUGGAUUUCUUCCUAUAAUUACUUUCAACAGAAGCAUCAGUAAUACUUUUUCAGUUAACUCUUAAAUCAGUGCUCAUGGAGGAUAAAUUAAUGAUUUAAAUUAUGGUUUUGUUAAGGUGUUCUCUAAUCCGAGAAUCAGACUUGAUUUUGAUGGAAAUAUAAAUGAAAAUGAAGCUAAUACAGAGGUUUUGUUGAGUAGAGACAUAACUAAAAAAUUCUCAAUUCUUGGAGGAUUCGUCUAGAAAGGUGAAAAAAAACCAUAAUACUGGAAAUUGAAAUUGUAUGCUUGCAUUGGCUGGAAAAUGGCAUUUAACUCUCAUAACUUUUUAGAAGUUAGAUCCUGUUUUGGCAUGGGUAACAACGAAGUUUAAAUUAGAUUUAAAAGAAACGGACUCAUAUGUUCUCUUCCUAUUUCUCUUGGAGCUUAUCCAACUAUUAAAGCUGUUUCAUAUUCUAUUUUAUCAUGCUUGUUAAGUGGCUAUGGUAUUUAUCGCUACUAAUUAUUGAAGAAGAAUUCAAAGAAAAAUUAGAUGAUCUUAAUUAAAAAGAAUAAAAAUAGAUUGGUUGAUGAAAAAAAAAUAUUUAGUUCAUAUUAUAGCGAUCUUGUCAUGAAAAAUGAAGAAAAAUUAAAUUUAGAAAUUUCAAAUGAUGGUCUUGUUAUUCUAAAGGCUUAUGGUGGUGAAAAAAGAAAGAUCGAAAAUAUUAAGAAAAUAUUUUAAAAUAAAGAAAAUAAAUUGCCAUAUCUUGUUAAUGAAGAUAUAAUGAAAAACGCAAUAAAUAGAUAAAUAGAUGUUGGCUUAGAUCUUGAAGAUAUUCUUUGUGAAGUAGUAGAAAUGACUCCUUACAUUUAAAAUUUAGUUAGUCAUUCUUACAUAGAUUUAACAUAUACAGAAAUUGCAAACUAGUAAGGAUUGUUUAAUCCAUGCAUUGAAGUUACUACUCCUACUGCUAUGUAUAUUCAAUACUCUUAUAAAGGUAUAGUUAAUGAUAUAAUUAUUUCCUCUGGUAGUAGACUUAGAAUAGGAAAUAUAAAUAAUAGCUCACUUUUCCAUAAAUUUAUGGCUCACUACAUUCUAAAUUCUAUCUGA
Messenger RNA from Tetrahymena thermophila SB210, 1917 nucleotides. RefSeq names its product DnaJ domain protein. Lineage: Eukaryota; Ciliophora; Oligohymenophorea; Hymenostomatida; Tetrahymenidae. The record is from RefSeq and is a predicted model, not a curated record. The transcript has 9 exons.